Messenger RNA from Falco peregrinus (peregrine falcon), 3502 nucleotides. It is a transcript of the gene PPP1R8, whose product is annotated as protein phosphatase 1 regulatory subunit 8. Gene Ontology annotation, cellular component: nuclear speck. Lineage: Eukaryota; Metazoa; Chordata; Aves; Falconiformes; Falconidae. The transcript is spliced from 7 exons. Gene Ontology annotation, molecular function: protein binding; protein serine/threonine phosphatase inhibitor activity; mRNA binding. The record is from RefSeq and is a predicted model, not a curated record. Bases 71 to 1132 code for a protein of 353 amino acids.
GAGCGCCUCCCGCGCCGGUCCUCCAGCUUCCCAUCCUGCCCUCGGCCCGCCUGAAUGGGGCAGAGGCAAGAUGGCGGCGAACGCGAACUCCGCCGGCGGCGGCGGCCUCUCGCUGUUUGAGUGCCCCAGCUGGGCAGGAAAACCGCCACCUGGCUUACAUCUGGAUGUAGUCAAAGGAGACAAACUCAUUGAGAAACUCAUCAUUGAUGAGAAGAAAUACUAUCUCUUUGGGAGAAAUCCUGAUCUGUGUGAUUUUACCAUUGACCACCAGUCUUGCUCUCGGGUCCAUGCUGCCUUGGUCUAUCACAAACAUCUCAAGAGGGUUUUCCUCAUAGAUCUAAACAGCACACAUGGCACAUUCUUGGGUCAUAUUCGUUUGGAACCUCACAAACCCCAACAGAUACCCAUUGACUCCACAGUUUCAUUUGGUGCUUCUACACGGGCAUAUACGCUGCGAGAGAAGCCUCAGACACUGCCGUCAGCAGUUAAAGGAGAUGAGAAAAUGGGUGGUGAAGAUGAAGAGCUCAAGGGCUUGCUGGGCCUGCCAGAGGAGGAGACAGAACUUGAUAACCUGACAGAGUUUAAUACAGCCCACAACAAAAGAAUUUCCACGCUAACCAUUGAGGAAGGGAACUUGGAUAUUCAGAGACCAAAGAGAAAACGGAAGAACUCCAGAGUGACGUUCAGCGAUGAUGAUGAAAUCAUCAAUCCAGAGGAUGUGGACCCUUCUGUUGGGCGUUUCAGGAACAUGGUACAGACAGCAGUAGUUCCUGUUAAGAAAAAACGGUUGGAGAAUCCAGGCUCAUUGACCACAGAUGAUUCUGCAUCGCGACGUAUGCAAAACUUUCCCUACAGCGGAGGAUUAUAUGGUGGUUUACCUCCAACUCACAAUGAGGCAGGUUCCCAGCCGCACGGCGUCCAUGGGACAGCACUCAUUGGUGGUCUGCCAAUGCCCUACCCCAAUCUUGCCCCGGAUGUGGACUUGACUCCUGUUGUGCCCUCGACAGUUAACAUGAACCCAGCUCCAAACCCUGCUGUCUUUAACCCUGAAGCUGUGAAUGAACCCAAGAAGAAGAAAUAUGCAAAGGAGGCAUGGCCGGGCAAGAAGCCAACCCCUUCCCUACUGAUCUGAGUUGAGUGUUGUUGAGGGAGGGUGGGAGUUACGAACUCCAGAAACUGUUUAUGUGCAGUAUCGUCUUUUUAAAAUUUCAGUGUCCUAACCAGAUGUAAUACCAAGAUUGGAGAAGUGAAAUAUCCUUUAAAGAUCUGUCUUCAAAUGUUUUUAUAUGUCUGUUUAAAAAAAAAAAAAAAUACAGCUCCCAUCUCCUUUUGAACCAAAAUAUCUGGCAGCCUUUUCUUAGCCAUUACCGUCCCCCGAAUUUUGAUCUGUAAGUUGAAGGGGAGGAGUCAUAUAAUUUAAUAAUCAUUUAUGGCAUGACCCUGCAAAUUCGUGUAUUUGGGUGUCGUGCUUACUGUGGGUGAUGUUGUUCCUGCUGGACUUGCGAAUAGCAGGACAGCUGUGUCAGAAGUUAAUGUCUGUGGGGCCAAGCCUUUCAGAAAUCCCAUUGGUAUGGGUUCUAAAGCUUGCAAAAUACAGGUCAGCUUUGAUUUUUUACAUUUUUAAAACUCCACCAAUGUGGGGGGGGUUGUUGUUGGGUUUUUUUUUUUUGUUGUUUUUUUUUUUAAUUUUUUGGGGGUUUUGUUAGUUUGGCUACAGCUUGUUUUAAUUUCCACCUAAAACACUACAGCAUCCCAUUAGGUCAUGAGAACGUGGAGUUGAGAUGGACAAGAAGUAGGUGGUCUUCCUCAGCUGUGGUCCAGUACUGUGCGACGGAGUGCUGUGUGGGUGGGCAAAGGGGUGCACACACGGGUGGAUCUGAGCUUGGGUUCAUGCCAAUGCCAACAUACAAGCGUAGCAAGCCUAGGAGCGUUUGACUGGUGGGUAGGCACUUUCUACACUUCCAAACCAACAAAGUAGUGUUGACCCUACCCUGUAAUAACUUUUAAGAUGGAGUUAACAUGGAGGACAACAGUUUCUUGUAAACUUGAUGGCCCUUUUAACGUAAAUAGAUGAAUUUUCAUUUGCAAAUGGAACUUGUGAGGUUAAAGUAUAUGUGGGAUGCAAGAAGACACACAUAAAAAUGAGCAGCCAUCAGCAGUGUCAAAGGAUUUCUGUAUUUAACAACUAACCCCACAAUCCGCAAACUAUUUUUACUGCUAAUAACAGUGGGUGAGGAUUGAGUGCUACUUAAAGCUAGAAUAUGAAUUCUCAGUAGAGAAUCUUGACUCACCUUGAAUAAAGCAAUGCACAAGUUGGUUUCAUAAUAUUACGUUUUUGACGACUUCAUCGCUUUUUCCCAUUGAAUAAUAUGAGAAGCUUGAUUUGGAUUGUUGCUGUAGCCCUUCAGAUCCUCGGGUUUAGGUUUCCAAAUCUGAUUUACAUGUAGUCAGACACUAUGUCUUUACUUUUUGCAAGGUAAGGCCAGAACUCUGUUUUUCUUAGGUUUACUCUGGAUUUUUUUACGUUCUGCAAUGCAGUUCAGCUACAUAGUCGCAUUCCUUUGGGGGAGUUUUUCCAGGAAACAUGCACUAAAAUGACAGCAGCGUACCCAGCUGUUCAUUGUGUACUGUAGCUACCUGGCUAAGUAGUGUUAGGAAGAUCUGAUGGUUGCUGGAGCAGCGCUGUGUUACGGUGCAUCUGGUGUGCUCUACGCACUGGACCUGUUCUGAACAGAUGCUCCAAAAUCAGUGUGACUUCUGCAUCUGCAGGGUGGUUGCUUCUGUCAUGUUACCAAGGUAAAAAUGAGCUAGUAGCUACCCUAUUUGCAAGAGCAAUGGCUUUAGAGACUGGUUUGUUCCCCUCCCUGCACCAUCAUAUCUAGCUCAAACUGUUAUAUGGAUGAACACAGUAACUCCGCCGUGAUAUAGUGCUGCUCUGUGUUUAGUUACUCUUGAAUAUGAUGCAGUCCUCAGACGUUCUGCUUCCAAACACUCCGUGCUGCUUCCAAAAUCUUUCUCCCUUUAGUUUUGCUUCUUUCUGGUGUGUAGAAUUUUCUUUCUCCAGUCAGUCUGCUUUAUGAAGGCAACUCUUUAGGGUAAGACUAGUUAGGGCAAGUAAAAGUUGAACAGGUUUUCUUCUUCAUUUUUUUGAGUUUGGGUUGUUUUUGUUUUGGUUUUCAUUUGGGGGUUGGGGUUUUUUUUGGGGGGGUGUAGUGGUUUUGAUUUUUUUCAAAUGGCUCUUUGCAAGAUUGUUCUUGAAAAGGGAAGCUUUACUGCUCAUUGUUUUUUAAAGCUCUUCUCCUCCCUGGGUUUGAACAAGCUCUCAUUAUUUUAGAGCUUAGGGGCCAUAGCUGGCCAGUACGGGAGGGGUCCGUAUAACAUCUAGGGGCUUUGUACAGAAGUUUGUACACUUGUGUAAUAUGUAAUAGGCCUUUUCACACUUUCUGUUGAGCUUUUUACCUGUAACCUUUACUAUGUUGUAAAUUAAAUGCAGAUUUUGCCA